Argiope bruennichi is the source of this 1202-nucleotide messenger RNA. RefSeq names its product AP-2 complex subunit sigma (gene AP-2sigma). The record is from RefSeq and is a predicted model, not a curated record. The transcript has a single exon. Gene Ontology annotation, biological process: clathrin-dependent endocytosis; intracellular protein transport. Bases 101 to 529 code for a protein of 142 amino acids. Gene Ontology annotation, molecular function: clathrin-cargo adaptor activity. NCBI's taxonomy places the organism in Eukaryota, Metazoa, Arthropoda, Arachnida, Araneae, Araneidae. Gene Ontology annotation, cellular component: AP-2 adaptor complex; intracellular membrane-bounded organelle; membrane coat.
CAACUGAAGUUUUUCUGGACUUCGUGUUGACAUUCGAGGGGCGGUUCUGAAAUUACUAGUAAGAGUAAACGAACAUAUUUUUACUUUCAUAUACCUAAAUAUGAUUCGUUUCAUUCUCAUUCAAAACAGAGCUGGUAAAACUCGCCUUGCAAAAUGGUAUAUGAAUUUCGAUGAUGAUGAAAAGCAGAAGCUAAUUGAAGAGGUCCAUGCAGUAGUUACUGUCAGAGAUGCAAAGCAUACUAAUUUUGUUGAAUUCCGUAACUUCAAAAUAGUUUACAGAAGGUACGCCGGUUUAUAUUUCUGCAUCUGUGUGGAUGUUGGAGACAAUAAUUUGGCAUAUUUAGAAGCGAUACACAAUUUUGUAGAAGUACUAAACGAGUAUUUCCAUAAUGUCUGUGAAUUGGAUUUAGUGUUCAACUUCUACAAAGUGUACAGUGUCGUGGAUGAAAUGUUCCUUGCCGGUGAGAUACGCGAAACCAGCCAAACUAAAGUACUGAAGCAACUGUUAGUAUAUAAUUCAUUAGAAUGAACAUAAUUCCCUGUGUUUAUUUAUUCAUGCAUUGAUAGAUCUUCUGUUAAGAUGCAUUUCUCUUCAGAGAUUAAUUCGAGUUAAAAAUUAAGAAUUUCUGUUGUUUUUAAACAUUCUUGUAGAAUAUAAAAGACUCUGUUCAUAUUCCUGCAUCUGAUAAAAUUCUAUUAUGAAAGAUAAAAAUGUACCCAACUCUUUUGUAUGAAAUUUCUGUUUAUUUAUAUGUAUUUAGAUUUUUUAAUAGCAUGCUUAAAUUAUGAAUUCCUUUUAUUUAGCAAAGGUAAAAGAAAUGAUAUAAUUGAUGAAUUUGACAAUAAUAAAUGCCUGUAAUGGCAACAGUAUUCUUACUAAAUUGUUUCUGCACUUAGUGUUGAUAUUUAAGGAACAGUUCUGAAAUUAUUAAUUUGUGUAAUCACACAUUUUCAGUUUGACUGUCAAAAAUAAUUUUUAAAAAUUUACAUUCCAAUUUUACUUUUGUUAUUAAAGUGUGUGUACUAAUACCUGUGUUCAUAUGUAAAAUAUUUGUUUUUAAACUGCAAAAGAUAAUAUAUAAUACACAUAUUAUUCAUAUAACUGUGCAGAUGUAUUUUUGUUUUCACCAACUGUUAAUUUUUUGUAGAGGUGAAUAGCAAGAUUAUGUAUAAAUGUUUAUUAAAAGAAGUUUAACUGUCAA